Molecule: messenger RNA, 285 nt
Organism: Penicillium longicatenatum
Lineage: Eukaryota; Fungi; Ascomycota; Eurotiomycetes; Eurotiales; Aspergillaceae
Product: dynein light chain DYN2
Exons: 7
Coding region: 1-285 (94 amino acids)
Biological process (GO): cilium assembly; microtubule-based process
Cellular component (GO): cytoplasmic dynein complex
Molecular function (GO): dynein light intermediate chain binding; dynein intermediate chain binding
Source: RefSeq, a predicted model, not a curated record
AUGACUACUGAAAAGAAAGAAAAGAUGGAGGCGCAGGUCAAGUCGGUUGACAUGACUGAGGAUAUGCAGCGGGAAGCUAUUGAUCUCGCUAUCGAGGCCAUGGAGAAAUACCACAUUGAGAAGGAUAUCGCGCAGUACAUUAAGAAAGAGUUUGACUCCCGAAAGGGUGCUACCUGGCACUGUGUUGUCGGGCGCAACUUUGGUAGCUUCGUCACCCAUGAGACGAAACACUUCAUCUACUUCUACCUGGGCCACUGUGCCAUCCUCCUCUUCAAGACCCAGUAA